AUGUUGAGACUGAAGCUCUGUCCAUCUGCACAGACAGCACACACUCUCCUCUUUACACUGUUCGAGCUGGCUCGUAAUCCAUCAGUUCAAACUGCCCUCCGUGAUGAGGUGACUGCAGCUUACCGUGAGGCUCAGGGUGAUGUGUGUAAAUUAAUGAGCUCUGUUCCACUGCUCCGAGCUGCGAUCAAGGAAACCUUACGGCUGUACCCAAUAGGUGUCACUCUGCAACGGUAUCCAGUUCAGGACAUUGUCAUUCAGAAUUACCACAUUCCAGCUGGGACCAUGGUGAUGGCAGGACUUUACACCAUGGGCAGGAGUCCUGAGAUUUUUCCAGAGCCUGAGAGGUAUAACCCAGGCAGGUGGCUAACCACUGACAGAAACUAUUUCCAGGCUGUGAACUUUGGUUUUGGCAUGAGACAAUGCAUCGGACGCAGGGUUGCAGAGACGGAAAUUGGAAUCUUUCUGGUCCAC
Molecule: messenger RNA, 471 nt
Organism: Rhincodon typus (whale shark)
Lineage: Eukaryota; Metazoa; Chordata; Chondrichthyes; Orectolobiformes; Rhincodontidae
Product: cholesterol side-chain cleavage enzyme, mitochondrial-like
Exons: 3
Biological process (GO): glucocorticoid biosynthetic process; cholesterol metabolic process; cortisol metabolic process
Cellular component (GO): mitochondrial inner membrane
Molecular function (GO): iron ion binding; heme binding; oxidoreductase activity, acting on paired donors, with incorporation or reduction of molecular oxygen
Source: RefSeq, a predicted model, not a curated record